Messenger RNA from Malus domestica (apple), 1229 nucleotides. RefSeq names its product NAC domain-containing protein 83-like. NCBI's taxonomy places the organism in Eukaryota, Viridiplantae, Streptophyta, Magnoliopsida, Rosales, Rosaceae. Gene Ontology annotation, biological process: regulation of DNA-templated transcription. Gene Ontology annotation, molecular function: DNA binding. The record is from RefSeq and is a predicted model, not a curated record.
UCCUUGAAACCCCCCCCCCCAUCCACCUCUCCACGCUUUUAUUUCCAUUGGGACUCUUCUUUCCUUCUUGUUCUUGUUCCCUCUUGUUCUUGUCUAAUCUCCUACUUUGUUUGUAUUAUCCAAUCCCCAACGGACUAUAAGACCUUGUCACGACUGUGUUUGCUUAGGAUUAGAUUUCUCAGUUCGGAUUGGACUAAAAGACUAGCUUUUCAGUCCAUUGGGAUUUUCUCGGACAUGGAGAGGAUUAGUUUUGUGAAGAAUGGUGUGCUGAGAUUGCCUCCCGGUUUUCGAUUCCACCCGACUGACGAGGAGCUUGUUCUGCAGUACUUGCGGCGCAAGGCUUACUCCUGCCCCUUGCCUGCCUCCAUCAUCCCGGAGGUCGAUGUCUGCAAGGCCGACCCUUGGGAUUUGCCAGGUGAUUGUGAGCAAGAGAGGUACUUUUUCAGCACUAGGGAGGCCAAGUACCCCAAUGGGAACAGAUCGAACAGAGCGACCUGCUCCGGUUACUGGAAGGCGACGGGAUUGGACAAGCAGAUUGUGACUUGCAGGGGCGGCCAAGUCGUGGGGAUGAAGAAAACUCUGGUGUUUUAUAGAGGAAAGCCUCCCCAUGGCACCAGGACCGAUUGGAUUAUGCACGAAUACCGCCUUGUUUUGCCCGAAAAUCCGGCCUCCAUUGCCCCACCGGAAAAGAAUUCAACCCAAAGCCCUGUGGUGCCAAUGGACAAUUGGGUUCUCUGCCGCAUAUUUUUGAAGAAAAGGGGAGGCAAAAAUGAGGAGGAGCAAGUUCAACAGCCCUCCUUCAAUGUUCGAAAACCGAAGAAUUUGAGGCCUGUUUUCUACGAUUUCAUGACGAAAGACAGGGAAAAUUUGAGCCUCGCGCCUUGUUCUUCCUCCUCAGGGUCGAGUGGAAUCACAGAUGUGGUUUCUAGUGAGCAAGUAGACAAUGAUCACGGAGAAAGCAGUAGUUGCAAUAGUUUAGGUUUAAUUAGAAGAAAACAGUAGCGGUUUUAGUUAAUUAAUUUAUAAUCCCCUUAAAUUAGUUCGCUUAUGUUCCAGUAAUUGGGCUCUUCUGGUUGCUUUAUCAGAAUAAUCAUCUGAGAAAAAUCCAAGUUUAGGAAGAAAAUCGGCGGUAACUUGUAGUCGGUAAUUUCGAGAGCAAUGGAUGGUGUGCCCUUAUGUAACCAAAUCCCAAAUUUUCUAAUAUCUGAUGUCUUUACAUUUUAUUUCCA